AUGUUCAGGAGCGAAGAAAUGGUGCUAUGCCAAUUGUUUGUGCAGCCGGAAGCGGCAUACGUGUCUAUGUACGAGUUGGGAGAGGCGGGUAUUGCACAAUUUAGAGAUUUAAACCCACACGUGAACGACUUUCAACGUCGCUACGUGACCGAAGUACGGCGAUGCAGUGAAAUGGAGCGCAAGUUGAGAUGGGUGAGUGGGGAACUCCCCGAACCGCCGCCUCCGCCCAAACUCUCGCCUAGAGUGCUGACACCACGAGAGAUUAACAUAUUAGAGGAAAGAAUUGAUUACAUUGAAUCAGAAAUCCAGGAGAUAACAAGAAAUGCCCAAAACCUGAAAACAGAUUAUCUAGCACUGAUCGAACUGAAAAUUCUUAUUGAGAAAACUCAAACGUUCUUCCAAGACCACAGUGCACAUAGAAAGAUCUCAGCCUCCGUCCAAAUAUACAAUAACGAAGCUAUUAGCCACUUAGGUUUUAUAGCGGGUGUUGUGACCACGCCGCGAGUUCCCUCCUUCGAAAGAAUGUUAUGGAGGAUAUCACAUGGAAAUAUUUUCUUCAAGCAAGCCCAAAUUGAUAACCCCUUAAAGGAUCCUGUUACGGGUCACGAGCUCCAAAAGACAGUCUUUGUGGUAUUCUUUCACGGUGAACAAAUAAAACUGAGAGUGAAAAAGGUGUGUCAUGGUUUCCAGGCAACCUUAUACCCUUGUCCUGCGACGUACAAAGAACAACAGGACAUGCUAGGAGGGAUCGAAACAAGGAUAAAAGAUUUAGCAAUGGUUCUGGAACAAACAGAAAAUCAUCGCAGACUAGUUCUUACAAACAUAGCAAGAGACAUAAGUACAUGGAUGGUCGCAGUACGGAAGGAAAAAGCCAUAUAUCACACACUGAACAUGUUCAGUAUGGAUAUAGUAAAGAAAUGUUUGAUAGCUGAAUGCUGGGUUCCUAGAAAAGAUUUGCAUAUAUUGCAAAAGGCUUUGGAUAAUGGCGUGAAAGCAUCAGGUAGUCCGAUCCCAUCAAUCCUACACCACGUACCGACAUUGGAAAUUCCUCCCACCUUCAAUAGAACUAAUAAGUUCACGCGUGGCUUUCAAGCUCUUAUUGAUUCCUAUGGAAUCGCUAGCUAUAGAGAAGUUAAUCCAGCAUUAUAUACAAUAAUAACAUUCCCGUUUCUUUUCGCCGUAAUGUUCGGCGACGUGGGCCACGGCAUCAUAAUGACAGUAUUUGCCGCCAUCUUAGUUAUAUAUGAGAAGAAGUUCGCUAAAACCAAAACUGACAAUGAAAUAUGGAACAUUUUCUUCGGAGGACGAUAUAUUAUUCUACUGAUGGGCAUAUUUUCUAUAUACACUGGAUUGAUAUAUAACGACAUGUUUUCUAAAUCCUUGAACAUAUUUGGCAGUAGUUGGAAGAAUCCUUACGAUUAUAACACGUUGAUGAACACUACAUCGUCGUUUGCUUUAGAUCCGAAAGAUGCUUACAGUAACACACCAUAUCCAUUUGGUCUCGAUCCGGCUUGGCAAUUCGCAUCCAACAACAUAAUAUUCCUGAACUCGUUUAAAAUGAAAUUAUCAAUUAUAUUCGGGGUAAUUCACAUGGCGUUCGGUGUGACAUUGAGUGUGGUAAACUUCAAUUUCUUCAAGAAACCAGAGAUGAUUUUUCUACAAUACAUCCCACAGAUAGUAUUCUUGCUGCUUUUGUUCUGGUAUUUGUGUAUACUUAUGUUCAUGAAGUGGAUUAUGUAUUCGGCGGAAGCAGUGGAUGAAGCCUUAGGAACAUACUGUGCACCAUCAGUCCUGAUCAUUUUCAUCAAUAUGAUGCUGAUGAAAGAAUCUGUGGCUAAGGAACCCUGCAAGCCGUUUAUGUAUGACGGACAAGAAGCGAUACAAAAGACCUUCUUAGCGAUAGCCUUCCUCUGCAUACCGGUCAUGUUGUUUGGCAAGCCACUGUACCAGAUGAUGGUGGAUAAAAAACGGAGGAGGUACACACGAGGAGUGGAAAGUGGUGAAGUAGUAAAGAAAGACCCCCACGAUGGCGGGAUGGGAGAAGUAUUAAUUACACAAGCGAUCCACACAAUAGAAUACGUUUUAGGCGCUGUUUCUCAUACAGCCUCUUAUUUACGUCUUUGGGCCUUAUCUUUGGCUCAUGCUCAACUUUCUGCAGUAUUAUGGCAGCGUCUCCUUACAAUGGGACUCGGAGGUGGCUCAGCGGUCAAUGCUAUCGUAUUAUACUUUAUAUUCGCAGUGUGGGCGUGCUUCACGCUCGCUAUCUUGGUACUCAUGGAGGGAUUAUCAGCAUUUCUGCACACUCUGAGAUUGCAUUGGGUAGAAUUCAUGAGUAAGUUCUACGACGGACAAGGAUAUGCCUUUCUACCCUUCUCCUUCUCCGUUAUCCUCGAAGCUGAUGAGGAAGAUAUCAAGGCGAAGCCGAACGGUGGACCACCAGAG
Messenger RNA from Brenthis ino (lesser marbled fritillary), 2442 nucleotides. The record is from the annotation of a GenBank genome assembly. NCBI's taxonomy places the organism in Eukaryota, Metazoa, Arthropoda, Insecta, Lepidoptera, Nymphalidae.